GAUAUACCCAGCGCAUCUGAUAGCUUCGCGCGGUUCGUGCAGUGCAAUGCAAAUUAGUCACUUUCGCCGGCUGUUAUGAACCAUACACGUGAGAUUUUGACCUUCCAGUUUGGAACAUACGCGAACUAUGUGGGCGCCCACUUCUGGAACCAGCAGGAGGCCAACUUCAGGUAUGGAGACGAGGGCGACCAGGUGUCCGAGGAUCAGCUGCCCAACAAUGAUGUGCUGUAUCGCGAGGGACUGAACCCCCUUAAUCGCACCACCUACACACCCCGCCUUCUGUCCGUGGAUUUGGCCGGAACCCUGGGUCACCUUCCGGUCACUGGGGAGCUGUACGGCAACUUCGUGCAGCGCGAUGAGGAGCUGCUGCCCCUGGGCACCGGCGAGGAGCUGCAGCAGGCUCGCCAGAAGGCGGAGGAAAGCGGGGUGUCCGCGCAGCAUCUGGACGUGCACGAGCAGCCGCCGGCUGCAAUUUCCGAGUACCAGAAAGAUCUGCUGAAGAAUUCCGUGGCGCCCGAAAAGAACUACCAGUUGGCGGAUACGGCAAACAGUUGGGCCGACUUCCUUUAUGCCCGGUACCAUCCACGGACCCUGAAUGUCUUGCCGGGACUGGUCAGGAAUCCGACUGUCCAAGCUCUGGGCACAUACUCCGCCGGAACGGAACAGUGGCAGGAUGUCGCGUUCAACGACGAGUUCUGCGACCGCAUCCGCUUGUAUGUGGAGGAGUGCGACGGCCUGCAGGGCUUCCAUGUGAUCUUUGACAUUGACGAUGGCUUCGGAGGGCUGGCCGGGAAGUGUCUGGAGCACUUGAACGACGAAUACAGUCGGGCCAGCUUUGUGUUGCCGCUGUACUAUCCAAGGGUCACCAGUUAUGCUCAGGCGGAUUCCCGCCUGUCGCACAGCAUUCGAGUGGUAAACAGUGUGAUGAGCUACCACCAUCUCAGCGAGCAAGCUACGAUGUUUACGCCCCUGUCCACGCUGGAGAGCAUCUGGCGAAACAAUAAUCUCAAGUCGCGCAUCCUGCCGGGACUCCAGUGGCAGGCGGACAAUCUCUACCAAACAUCGGCGCUGCUUGCUGCCUUUCUGGACACCGCCACCUUGAGUUACCGCCUGCGGCAAACGCCCGAGUCGUUGUUACGCUUCUGCGAGCGGGUUUCUCCGUCGGGACGGAAGAUGACUGCGGCAGGAAUGGCUCUGCCAUUUGGAUUGAGGGAGGGGCAGGAUCUCAUCGAGUUUCUGGACCAGAGCGGAGAUCGUGCGCUGCUCACACAACUUACGCCUGGCUGCGAGCCGGGUACCUCCUACGUGAUGCAGUCGGUAACAGCUCGUGGCAUUCCCGCAAGUCGUCUGAAGCGUCCCAGGGAGAAGGCCGGCGAGCAACUGCGGAUGGCUGCCUAUGGUUGCGAUAGUGUCUCUCAUAUGCUGCAGCUGUACUACCAGUGCAGCUAUCAUGGCAGUAUCAGCAACGCUGCAUCCACUCCACUGCCGCUGAAGACGCAAUUGCCUUUUCCCUACGAGAUGUUUGGAGGGAACAUCUCAGCUGAUGGCUUCCAUUUGCUUGGAGAUGCUGAACGUGAGUCGGGUACGCGUGUUGAUUCGGCACCCUUGCUGGCCGCCCUGCAGAAUUCCACCAAGUUGGGCGAGCACCUGGACAACCUGCACGCCCAAACGCAUCGCGUGCAGCUUUCGAAGUUGAAAGCGUACUCCAGUUCUAGCUUGGAGCGGGAUGAGUACGAAUCCGCGCUGGAUCAGUUGCUCGAGUUCCGUGACCUCUACACAGACUCGCAGUAUCUUUAGGAUGUGAGAAUCCACUGCUCUGGAGGAACACCAUUUUGUGAUAAGCCAUAGGAUAGUAAACACACACAAAUGCUUGUGAAAACUAAGUGAACUGUAGCUCUUAACUGAUAUCCAAAUAAAAUAUUUUGAUACAUAUA
Drosophila biarmipes is the source of this 1934-nucleotide messenger RNA. It is a transcript of the gene mst, whose product is annotated as protein misato. The transcript has 3 exons. Gene Ontology annotation, cellular component: cytoplasm. Lineage: Eukaryota; Metazoa; Arthropoda; Insecta; Diptera; Drosophilidae. The record is from RefSeq and is a predicted model, not a curated record. The coding region runs from base 76 to 1797 and encodes 573 amino acids. Gene Ontology annotation, biological process: mitochondrion distribution.